Messenger RNA from Branchiostoma belcheri (Belcher's lancelet), 884 nucleotides. RefSeq names its product alpha-2,8-sialyltransferase 8E-like. The coding region runs from base 1 to 879 and encodes 292 amino acids. The record is from RefSeq and is a predicted model, not a curated record. Gene Ontology annotation, molecular function: alpha-N-acetylneuraminate alpha-2,8-sialyltransferase activity. Gene Ontology annotation, biological process: N-glycan processing; oligosaccharide metabolic process. NCBI's taxonomy places the organism in Eukaryota, Metazoa, Chordata, Leptocardii, Amphioxiformes, Branchiostomatidae. The transcript is spliced from 5 exons.
AUGAUCUGGAACCACACCUUGGUGAAGACACAUCUGUACUGCUCCCAACACAACGUACCGGUCCACUCUAAUCUCAGCUUCUUUGAGAGUAAGAAAGUCAUCAAAGUCAUGAGAGGAACAACUCAACACUUUCCCAAGAAAGUAGAAUUUCCGGCAACACCAUUACGCACAUGCGCAGUAGUAGGGAACAGCGGGGUCCUACUGAACAGUCGAUGUGCCACAGAUAUUGACUCCAAAAAUUACAUCUUCAGAGUGAACCUACCGCCAGUUGGAGGAAUAUUCACCAAGGAUGUGGGACAUAGCGCUCACUUUGUAACCAUCAACCCGUCCAUUCUUGUGGAAAGAUAUGAAUAUCUGACCGAAGACGAUCAUCGGGAGUUAUUUUUGCGGAGCGUGCUUGCCUAUCAGGGAAACACGACCUUCUACACGCACCCUUUCCACAAUCCGCUGUACCGGAAAGCCACAUACAGAGCCCUAUUCCUGGUCCGGGAUCGCGCGGAGGGAAACAUCGUGCGAUGGUCUCAUCCAGACUUCCUUAGAAAAAUUAACUCCUUCUGGAAGAAGAGAGGAGUUAAAGCUAAACGGAUUACAUCUGGUCUGUUGGUGACCACCCUUGCGCUGUCUAUGUGUGAGGAGAUUCAUCUAUACGGUUUCUGGCCUUACAGUAUGGACCUGAGCAAGAAAAAGGCCGUACCGUAUCACUACUUCAAGCGACACGUCACUGUACAACACAAGGUUCUCAAAGAGGAAGAGGAAAUAUUUCACAAAAUCGUCGACAAAAACUUGGUCCACAACAUGCAACAAGAGUUCAAUUUACUUGUGAACAUGCACAAGGACAGGCUAUUGAGACUCCAUGUCAAGCCGUGUGUACGUGAAUAAAUCUG